AUGGAUAGUAGCACAGUCGCUUCUGAGCCGUCCCUCUUCGACAAUGAGCUCUUCUCGGACGUCACCAUCCGCCAAACCCACUGUGGGUCAAUGAAAGAGUAUCAUGCCCACAAAGCAGUCUUGCGCAGUGGCUCGCAAUGGUUCACGAGAGCUUUGACUGGCAACUUUCAGGUAUAG
This is a messenger RNA of Parastagonospora nodorum SN15, 177 nucleotides long. RefSeq lists its product as hypothetical. The transcript has 2 exons. Bases 1 to 177 code for a protein of 58 amino acids. NCBI's taxonomy places the organism in Eukaryota, Fungi, Ascomycota, Dothideomycetes, Pleosporales, Phaeosphaeriaceae. Gene Ontology annotation, molecular function: protein binding. The record is from RefSeq and is a predicted model, not a curated record.